This is a messenger RNA of Aureococcus anophagefferens, 1959 nucleotides long. RefSeq lists its product as hypothetical. The coding region runs from base 1 to 1959 and encodes 652 amino acids. The record is from RefSeq and is a predicted model, not a curated record. Lineage: Eukaryota; Pelagophyceae; Pelagomonadales; Pelagomonadaceae. The transcript has 11 exons.
AUGUACGAGAAGAUUUCUAUAAUAGUUUUCCUCGUGUCUCUGAUCCUCUGCCAAAUAAGGAGUUUUUCUAGAAUUCUCCGUCACAUCCGUAGACUUAUGAUCAUUUGUCAGGGUCGUGAGCCAUUCAUCGCCUCAACUUUCAGGUGCCACGCGCAUACGUUUCAUGUGUGGCACCCAGAACGCCUGAGCAAUAGCGAGUGUACGAGCUUUCGUUUUUUGUACAAGCCGAUUUUGGACUCUUUGGAGCUCCUAUUGGCUCCCGAAUGUCAAGUUGAUCGCAGGAUCACAUCAGUCUGGGACCUGUGGCUCGCUUCACACAUGCGUCGUAAUGACAUAUUCAUUUACGUUGGUGAUAUAAGAAUGUACAUAUUCUUUUUUGUGCGUUUCCGAAGUCUGCGGCGCCGCGGUAUCUAUUGCAUCUACUUCCAAACCGAGCCGAUUCACCUUGUGCUCCCGGUAUUGUUGGACAGACUAGGCCUGUUUUCUAAGCACCAGCCCGACGAAAUCUGGGACUACGCAGCCCUUAACCUCACAACUCUCCAGAAACUUGACGUGCCUAGUCUCACCUGCAAGUCCUUUUUGAUUGACCACGCGUCAAAGCUCGAGACACCCGACCUCAUCUUCCUCGGCAACAUCAAGCAUCGACAGCCCGGAAGUUCAAUUUUCCUCAACAUUCACAAGGUUGGGGCCACGACAAUCGAAGCCCUUCGCAUCAACAAACUUCUUGGCCACAAAGCCCUUAUCAUUUCGGAACCCUGCGAAGAAAUCGACCGUCUGAACUACAACGGCCUCGUUUUCUUUGAGCCGUUGGAGUGUAUCCCGCAAAAAUUUGACGAGCUCGUUGCAAUUGGACCUGAGAGACGGCAGAAACUGGCCGAUGAGAUCUACGCAAGCUCACCUGACACAGAAGGACGAAGCCCCAAAAGCACAUGUGCCAGGCUGCCACUUAUCCCGAAGGCACUAAUGCGACCUUCAACGACUGGCAAGCCUGGUUGUUGCUGCUGGAUUGCAAGGCAGGUUUCCACUGACAUGUGGCCCAAACUUGCUUUUAGAGACGAACAGCGUACCGCGGCUAUGGGAGAUGAGUUCCAGACAGCACGUGCGGCACCGAUUUCGAUCGGAUCACCUAGUGGCGACCCUGUGCUGCCGUGUCUAGGGCGGCGCAUGCUCCAGAUAGUCCAAGUAUUUGGAGCUGCAGUAUUUCCCAAACAUGAGUGUGCACAUGACAGGGAUAUACUGAUUUCUGGAUCAUUUGAAACGCCACGAGAGUCGAGACCACUUUCGAGCACUGGGACCGAUAGAAAAGAACCGGAGUCCAGACCGGCAUCUGAUAGUGACUCGCUGCUAUCGAGGUCAGUCCCGAGGAUUUACAGGAUUGAUCAAGAGAGAACGGCACUAAUGUCCAGUCCACCAAGCGAGUUGAGCGAGGAUGCGGGUCAAACAGAAACCUCGCCAACUACGCUCAAAAUCCAGAAUCACAUCGCAAACUAUCACGUCUCCACUCGUCGUUCUUACUUCAGAAGCACAUGUGCUCUAAACCUAACCCAGCGACGUGGACAGAAGACCAUAGUAGUAGUCUACAAUCAGCGGGCAGACUGCACCCCUCCGUCUUUGAACGACUGCUACGCGCACGUGCGUCCUAGAAACGAGUGUUCGCCUGGAAAUUGGAUCUUGCGGAGGGCACCAAGCCGUCGAUUUGCGCCAAAUAGCGAUACCCGGGUGGUUAACACGCUGGGAGUUCAGUCGCCGAAUUACACUGUAUGCAUAUUUCUGUGCGAGCGCAACCGACGCACGGCAGCACUGAACUUGACUCACUACGAAAGGUACAAGGAACUCACAAAGGCAAGAUCGGCCAUUAUCAGAGAUGUUGGAGUAUGGUCGAAGUUAAUGAGAGAUCCUCGCUCUGCAAUGCGGUACGCGGCUUCUGAGGUAUUGACCCUUGACGAUGAAUUGGCCUAG